CCACCUCGGCGGCGGCGGCGGCGGACCCUCCUCGCGAGAGCGCCGGGCCAACAAUCCGGCUCUCGGAACGCGUGCCGAAGCGGGGAUGCUGCGCCUUGGACUCGUCGGCUGCCGUAGCCCCUGCUAGGACAGCCCGUGCGCAGCGGCUGCGGGAGGAAGAGAAAGGCAGAGUCGGGUUACAAGAUGGCGGAUCUGUAGUAGUUCCCGCGGCGCCAGGAGAGCGAGCGAGCUCGGGGGGGGAGGGCUGAAGGGAGGGGAGGGGGGUGUGUGCGGGGGUGAAGUGAGCGGUAACGGGGGCUCCGGGCGGCUCCCUGUCACCCCCUUUUCCGUAUCUGUACCUUGGGAGUCAUGUCCUCGGGCGCCUCCGGAGCCGCCGCCGCCGCUAGCGUCUCUCAGGAAUGAGGGACGCCGACUAGGUGUGCGAAGAGGCGGCGGCCGGAGCGGAGGGGGACGGCAGCCACCAUGUCGGAUACGCGGCGGCGAGUGAAGGUGUAUACUCUGAACGAAGACCGGCAGUGGGACGACCGGGGCACCGGGCACGUCUCCUCCACCUACGUGGAGGAGCUCAAAGGGAUGUCGCUGCUGGUUCGAGCAGAGUCGGACGGAUCACUACUUUUGGAAUCAAAGAUAAAUCCAAACACUGCAUAUCAGAAACAACAGGAUACAUUAAUUGUUUGGUCAGAAGCCGAGAAUUAUGAUCUGGCUCUAAGUUUUCAGGAAAAAGCUGGCUGUGAUGAAAUCUGGGAAAAAAUUUGCCAGGUUCAAGGUAAAGACCCGUCUGUGGAAGUGACUCAAGACCUUAUUGAUGAAUCAGAGGAAGAACGAUUUGAAGAAAUGCCUGAAACCAGUCAUCUGAUUGACCUGCCUACUUGUGAACUCAAUAAACUUGAAGAGAUUGCUGAUUUAAUUACCUCAGUUCUCUCCUCACCUAUCCGUAGGGAAAAGCUGGCUUUGGCCUUGGAAAAUGAAGGCUAUAUUAAAAAACUUCUGCAGCUGUUCCAAGCAUGUGAGAACCUAGAAAACACUGAAGGUUUACACCAUUUGUACGAAAUUAUUAGAGGAAUCUUGUUCCUAAAUAAGGCAACUCUUUUUGAGGUUAUGUUUUCUGAUGAGUGUAUCAUGGAUGUUGUGGGAUGUCUCGAAUAUGACCCUGCUUUGGCCCAGCCAAAGAAACACAGAGAAUUCUUGACCAAGACUGCAAAGUUUAAAGAAGUUAUACCAAUCACAGACUCUGAACUAAGGCAAAAAAUACACCAGACUUACAGGGUACAGUAUAUUCAGGACAUCAUUUUGCCUACCCCAUCUGUUUUUGAAGAGAAUUUUCUUUCUACUCUUACAUCUUUUAUUUUCUUCAACAAAGUUGAGAUAGUCAGCAUGCUACAGGAAGAUGAAAAGUUCUUGUCUGAAGUUUUUGCACAGUUGACAGAUGAGGCUACUGAUGAUGAUAAAAGGCGUGAGCUGGUUAAUUUUUUCAAGGAAUUUUGUGCAUUUUCUCAGACAUUACAACCUCAAAACAGAGAUGCGUUUUUCAAAACUUUGGCAAAACUGGGAAUCCUUCCUGCUCUUGAAAUAGUAAUGGGCAUGGAUGAUUUGCAGGUCAGAUCAGCUGCUACAGACAUCUUUUCUUACCUAGUAGAGUUUAGUCCAUCUAUGGUCCGAGAAUUUGUAAUGCAAGAAGCCCAACAGAGUGACGAUGAUAUUCUUCUAAUUAAUGUACUAAUUGAACAAAUGAUCUGUGAUACUGACCCAGAACUUGGAGGUGCUGUCCAGUUAAUGGGACUUCUUCGUACUCUAAUUGAUCCAGAGAAUAUGCUAGCUACAACUAAUAAAACUGAAAAAAGUGAAUUUUUAAAUUUCUUCUACAACCAUUGUAUGCAUGUCCUUACAGCACCACUUUUGACCAAUACUUCAGCAGACAAAUGUGGAAAGGAUAAUAUAAUUGAAUCUAACAAAAACAACACAGUUUGUCCUGAUAAUUACCAAACAGCACAGCUACUUGCCUUAAUUUUAGAAUUACUCACAUUUUGUGUGGAACAUCACACAUACCACAUUAAAAACUAUAUUAUGAAUAAGGACUUGCUAAGAAGAGUCUUGGUCUUGAUGAAUUCAAAGCACACUUUCCUGGCCUUGUGUGCUCUUCGUUUUAUGCGACGGAUAAUUGGCCUUAAAGAUGAAUUUUAUAAUCGUUACAUCACCAAAGGAAAUCUGUUUGAACCAGUUAUAAAUGCUCUACUGGAUAAUGGAACUCGGUACAAUCUAUUAAAUUCAGCUGUUAUUGAGUUGUUUGAGUUUAUAAGAGUGGAAGAUCUCAAGUCUCUUACUGCACAUAUAGUUGAAAACUUUUAUAAAGCACUUGAAUCGAUUGAAUAUGUUCAGACAUUCAAAGGAUUGAAGACUAAAUAUGAGCAAGAAAAAGACAGACAAAAUCAGAAACUGAACAGUGUACCAUCUAUAUUGCGUAGUAACAGAUUUCGCAGAGAUGCAAAAGCCUUGGAAGAGGAUGAAGAAAUGUGGUUUAAUGAAGAUGAAGAGGAGGAAGGAAAAGCAAUUGUGCCACCAGUUGAAAAAUCUAAAACAGAAGAUGAUUUUCCUGAUAGUUACGAAAAAUUUAUGGAGACUAAAAAAGCAAAAGAAAGUGAAGACAAGGAAAACCUUCCUAAAAGAACAUCUUCUGGUGGCUUCAAAUUCACUUUCUCCCACUCUGCCAGUGCUGCCAAUGGAGCAAACAGUGCAAACAGUAAGUGUGUCGUGGCUCAGACGGCAGCUGCACAUUCCAACGGGUCCUCCUCCAAAACGGCAGGCCUGGCUGCGUCAGUCACAGCCGCCAAGGGAAGUUUGGUUGGCUUAGUGGAUUAUCCUGAUGAUGAAGAGGAAGAAGAAGAGGAAGAAACAUCCCCCAGGAAAAGACCUCGUCUUGGCUCAUAAAGUGCUUUACAGGGGAACCAUUAACAUUGCUCUUACCGGAAUGCUGCAGCCGUUCAAUGAGCUGAACAUGUGAAUCAGAAAGGUUUCUCACUUGAACUCAUAAAUGUACAAGGAGUUAUCAGCUAGGAGAGUUUAGUGCUGAUGAAAACCAGGCUUCCCAGGAAUGUGAUCGCUUGCUAACAAUUACGGGGUUUGCCUUUCAGUCUCUUAAAAAAAAAAGUUAGUAACCAGACCUAGGAAGUAGCUUCUCAGCAAGGAAAACCUCAGGUUUUGGGAUGGCUUGUGGGCAAAGAAAAGGUUGAUAAAAUAACAGUAGUGCAGGGUUGCUCUAGGGUUGCAAUCUAGAACCAGUUACAAAACUUGAGUUGCAAACCCAAUAACAUUACUUGUAUAAUGGUGCUGGCCAUGUUGUUGUUUUAAUCAUUUGCCUCUUUUUAAAACAGAUUUUUAUGAGAAAAAAAAUUCAUCUAUCAUAAAAAAAAAAGUUAAGCUGUUGGGACCAUCUCUUUGAAGAUUUCACAGAAUUCAACCUUUCAGGAGGUACAUCAGUAUACAGCACACAUUUACCACAAACUUGCAGUAGUUGUUUUGACAAAAACAAGUUGGGUUCAAAAUGGACAGUUUUGUUAAUAAAACUUUAAAAUCAGCACUUUUAGGGAUGGCAGAAACCAAGAAUCAGUACAGUAGUAUCCUGAAUGACUUGGGGGUGUUUAGAACAAAACGUUGUCAAACUACCAUCGAUAUACUUGUCUAGGGCAGACAUUUGGAGGACACUUUCUGCCUCAUUAGUGAAGUUGUCACUGUCCCCAGUGCUGAGGCAAGUUUUAAAGACUAAGAAAGAAUAGUGCUACAUUACGUAGCAUUUGAUAGCCCAGAAGCCAGUUUGCUCCAGGAAGCCACCGUAGGUGUCAGCAUCAGCAUGCAGCAUAGGAAGUGUUUCCAGGGAAGAAAAAGGAUGGACUUUGAAAGCUGCUUUUUAAAAAGAAUAAAAGCACAUUCCAUGUAGUUGAUGAAUUUAAAAUAAUGGAGGCAAAUAGUUAAGAGGUUUUAUUUUUUAGAACAGCCAAGUUAACUGUAAAUAUUUUAAUGUUCGUUCACUCAUCUAUGAUCUGAGAUCAUGCUGACUUGAGGAAAAUGUCCCCAAACAACAAUUUAUUUCAUUGGGAAAAAAAAUUCUAAAAUAGGAAUACCAACUACAGUCUUUCGGUCACCUUUGUGUUUAGGGUCCAUUUUUCCUGGAAUAGCUUAAAUUGAAGCAGUUCCCCUGUUUUUUGGAGAUUUUGUAGUUAAUUUUAAUUUUGACUAUUAUUUGGAAAAGAUGGACUGUCUGUGUAGAUACGAAUUAUAGUUUUUCCAUAAAACAGAUGUUUAUUUUGUAUUAAAGAUACCACUGUACUUGUUUUACACCAUUUGUAUACAUGUGGUGAUAUUAAUGCUGAACUGUAAAAUUCAGGAAUUAAAAUGUGACCCUCUAAUUUCAUGAUUGAUGCUUGUGUUUGUUUUGUUGUAAAUAUAAGUUAAAUCUUUUUAUUUCCAUUUUAUAGUGUUUUUAAAGCAAAUAAGAUUAUCCAUGGAUAUUUAUUAUAAACCACUAGUUAAUGCUCUGGAAGAAUUCUAAGUGAGGGUCAACUGCACUUUAUAUAUCACUGACUACAUUGAGCAAGUGACUUUUGGGCAAAUCAGAUCUCAACACCCAAGCAUCACAACAUGGAGCUAUCCUUUUAAGAAAGGUGUCCUUAAUUACAAAGCUUUCCACCUGCUAACACAAGUCAGGGUUUUAUCCACAAAAAUCAGUAAAAUUACCAUAUGAAUACUUUGAAGCAAGUUUUAUCAAGCCCCUACUUACCUCUUAGCCCUUGUAUGUCUUUUCUUCCAUUCUCAAAACUCCAAGCUAAACUGCUUUCUGUUGAUUCUUAAGUAUCCUGAGUUCCAGAAUCUUAUACUCUAUAAUUUUCCUUUCUAAAGAAUUGCCAUGAGUCAAACUUUUAAAUGAUCAUCACAUAAAAAUGUGAAUGUUUUCUUAAAAUUAACUUACAUAUGCAUACCUGUCACCAUAAGAGAACAAGACAUCUCUAAAGAAAGGAACUCCGAAGAUCCUACAAUAGCUGCUGCCUUAAAACCUGUGCUCAGGCACACCUGGGUUUUUAUACUUCACUCAGUGAAGCAAACCAGAGCCCACACUUGUAAUGCCUUAGGACCUCUUAAAAUGGUAUCUGUAAACAUGUAUCCAAUAUAAAGCUAUUUUUAAUAAAAGUUACCUGAAACAA
Molecule: messenger RNA, 5192 nt
Organism: Ochotona curzoniae (black-lipped pika)
Lineage: Eukaryota; Metazoa; Chordata; Mammalia; Lagomorpha; Ochotonidae
Gene: PPP4R3B
Product: protein phosphatase 4 regulatory subunit 3B
Exons: 16
Coding region: 463-2925 (820 amino acids)
Biological process (GO): DNA damage response; protein dephosphorylation
Cellular component (GO): nucleoplasm; protein phosphatase 4 complex
Molecular function (GO): protein phosphatase activator activity
Source: RefSeq, a predicted model, not a curated record